Molecule: messenger RNA, 2182 nt
Organism: Silurus meridionalis
Lineage: Eukaryota; Metazoa; Chordata; Actinopteri; Siluriformes; Siluridae
Gene: stmn1b
Product: stathmin 1b
Exons: 5
Coding region: 122-571 (149 amino acids)
Biological process (GO): microtubule depolymerization; neuron projection development; regulation of microtubule polymerization or depolymerization
Cellular component (GO): neuron projection; cytoplasm
Molecular function (GO): tubulin binding
Source: RefSeq, a predicted model, not a curated record
UUUUUACGCGAGCGGGCGGUGCUGAUGCAGAGCAGAGCUUGAGCGCGUGAGGAGCGAGUCUGGGACUGCUUUUCCUACAGCAUCUGAGGUAUCGGAAACCCUCAAGUCUAAAAGUGCAGCAAUGGCGGCCUCUGGAGAUAUUCAUGUUAAGGAGCUGGACAAGCGUGCUUCUGGACAAGCAUUUGAGGUUAUUCUGAGCCCCUCAGCACCAGAAGCCAAAGGAGAUUUCCCUCUGUCCACCCCAAAAAAGAAGGAGGUGUCUUUGGAUGAGAUCCAAAAGAAACUCGAUGCAGCAGAGGAAAGACGUAAAAAUCAUGAGGCAGAGGUCCUGAAGCAUUUGGCUGAAAAGCGAGAGCAUGAAAAGGAGGUUCUCCAGAAAGCAAUGGAGGAAAACAACAACUUCAGCAAGAUGGCAGAGGAGAAACUCAACCAGAAAAUGGAAGCAAACAAAGAAAACCGUACAAAACAGAUGGCAGCACUGAAUGAGAAAUUUAAGGAGAAGGACAAGAAAAUUGAAGAAGUCCGAAAGAACAAAGAAACAAAAGAAGGAGGCGAGGCUGAUGAGAACUGAGGGCUUUCUUGUUCUUUUUUUGUGCUACCUGUUUUUAGGGAUUUUUUUUUUUUUUUUUACUUAUCCAAAGAUUUAUUUUUGCUCCAUUAAAUGGCCAGUAUUAUGUGUUUGUUUUUACACUUUUUAGCUAAAGGUUAGGAGAGAAGCAGGCACAUAAUUAUCUUUUUAUCUUCCCGUGCUAAGACCUACUUUAUAUCUCCAUCAUCUGUAGAGAUGUCUACUUGCAGCUUUUGGCCUGUUAAAUAAGCAGUCUUUUAUCCUAUCGGGAAGCAUGCCUGUGUUACACAUAGGUCUCCGGCUUUGUUUAUUGAAUUGUGCAAGUUGACCCGUACCUGUGUAUGUUGAAACUGCAGUCCUUUGAGCUUAAUAAAGUUGCACAUUUGCUUGUUAUGUUUUAGAGUUAAAACAGUUUUAGACAUGCCUUUUCUGUAGAUGUUCAUUUAUGAGCAAAUAAUAGCUGUCUGCUUGUCUGUGUAUCUCUCUUUCCAUCUGGUUAACAAGCACAUUCUUGCAUUUACCUUGGCAUCGGUAAACUAUUUAAUAUUGCUAGAGAAACACAGAUUCAUACUAACAUCGCACUGCAAACAAAAAUAUGCGCAUCGACAAUAUGACCUGCAUUUGUUAUUUAUAAACACACCUUAUAUAUAUUGGAUGUACAUGAUCUCUAAAGAGGGUAAACAAAAAAAAACCCACAUGUAAACAAUUCAGCAAUGUCAGGCAGUGAAAUCUAGUAUGUUUUGUAUGUUGUGCUGGCAGAGUAAGAAAACACGUGAACUGUCGCCAGAGGAACUGCACAUCUAAAAGGCUGUCAUUUUAUUUUAUUUUUUGCAUGUUACAGUUUUAUCAAAUACUUCUCAUCUGUUUUUCUGGUAAAGUACAAUAACGAGAACAUUCUCUAGUAAAUACUCAUUCUCCAGCCCAUAGCUAUAACUAUAGCCCACUGUCAGACGAGUCACAAGAUAUGACCUGUAUUUGAUAUUUACAAACUCACUUCUAUACAGGAUGUACUUUAUCUCUAAAGAGAAAGAGAAAAAAAAAGCAUUCACUUAAACAAACCAGUAAUGUCGGGCAGUAAGGUCUAGUCUGUUUUGUAUGUGCUGACACCUAGUGGUCAAUUUAAAGGCACUUUUUCAUUCUUGAAAUUUGUUCCUAAGAAGUUGCUAGAGAGGACGUGACCUGCACCCGAAAAAUCAACUGAAAAAGGAUUCUUGAUCUACUUAUACCCAUGCCAAGCAAAUCUGAGCUCAUGUGACUGUCUUGAUUAAAAUAAGUUUCCACAGUGUAAAUGCACUUUGAUUUUUUUUUUAAUACCAUGCAAUGAGAAUUUUUUACAAUUGUGUGUUUUUUUUUUUAACAAACUACUCCAAAAUCCAAAUUCCAACACAACUAUAAUCUUCACCUUGAAUCCCACGUUGUGACUACAAAAUUAUUAUAUAAUAUUGCAUUUAAUAAGGUUUUAGAUGACCACUUAGGCGUUUUUCGUCUAAGUAGGACAUUUUUUUCAACUUAGUAACGUAAAAAGACUUACUCCUUUUGCAAUUCAAUGUACUCCUUUCUAGCACUGUCCAUUUUCAGCAUGAAAAAUUAAACAUGAUUUUGUCUGUGCUUGAA